Messenger RNA from Cornus florida, 2790 nucleotides. RefSeq names its product G-type lectin S-receptor-like serine/threonine-protein kinase At1g11330. The transcript is spliced from 7 exons. Gene Ontology annotation, biological process: protein phosphorylation; recognition of pollen. Lineage: Eukaryota; Viridiplantae; Streptophyta; Magnoliopsida; Cornales; Cornaceae. Gene Ontology annotation, molecular function: protein serine/threonine kinase activity; ATP binding. The coding region runs from base 74 to 2668 and encodes 864 amino acids. The record is from RefSeq and is a predicted model, not a curated record.
AUUUGGUUCAAAGUUUUCGUUGCCUCAGUCAAACUCAGGAGUAAAUUGAGAGUUAAAUUAGUACUGUUGAUGCAUGGAAGACCUUUGGCAACAGAUAAGAAGAUAUCAGAACUACUGUGUUCACCAAGAAGAAGCACUCAACAGAGUUAUUGGACUUUCAAUGGUAUGUACAAGCUUAAUGACUCUUAUUCUAAUCCUUGUUCUCAUAUUUUACUGUUCUUGUAAUAUAGAAUUUUGCACUGCCAUAGACACAAUUACAUCAUCUCAACCCAUCCAUGACCCUGAAACCAUAGUCUCCAACGGUACCACCUUCAAACUGGGAUUUUUUUGUCCCGGUAAUUCUACUAACCGGUAUGUUGGUAUCUGGUAUAACAACCUCUCUGUUACGCAUAUGGCUGUGGUCUGGGUAGCAAAUAGAGAAAAACCACUUCACGACUCUUCUGGUACUCUGACUGUAUCUGAAGAUGGCAACCUUGUAGUCAUGGAUGGACAGAGGCAGAUUGUUUGGUCAUCCAAUGUUCCAAAUUCUUCCGCGAAUUCAAGUGCCCAGCUUUUAGAUUCUGGGAACCUUAUGUUGCGAGAUGACUCCAAUGGAAAUAUAAUAUGGGAGAGUUUUGAACACCCUUCUGAUUCUUUCUUGCAAAAGAUGAAAAUUAGUUCCCACAAAUUUACAGAUGAGAGGACUCUGCUCACCUCAUGGAAAAGCUCUUCAGAUCCAUCUACUGGAAGCUUCACUUAUGGUUUGAAUCCAUUAAAUAUUCCAGAACUAUAUGUAUGGAAUGGUAGUCAUCCACACUGGCGGAGUGGUCCAUAUAACAGACAGAUUUUUAUUGGAUUACCUGACAUGGUUGGAUACUCUAAGAGUCUUGAUGUUGUAGAUGAUAAAGAAACCGUGUAUAUAAGCUACACGUCUACAAAUGAAUCUGUGUUGUAUUUUUUCUUGAAUUCUGAUGGAAUUAUUGUGCAGAGAUACCUGGAUAUUGGAAUGGAGAAUUGGGAAGAUACGUUACGGUUUCCACAGAGUAAAUGUGACAUUUAUGGCAAUUGUGGACCUUUCGGGAUCUGCAACACACAGAAUUCACCAAUUUGCACCUGUUUGCAAGGGUUUCAUCCAAAGGAUAUGGAGGAAUGGAGUAGAGGAACUUGGACCAGUGGAUGUGUAAGGAGGAGACAAUUGCAGUGUGAGAGAAACAACAGUGAUGGUGGUGAAAAGGGCAAAGAAGAUGGGUUUCUGAAGCGAAAGACAGUGAAGGUGCCGGCCUUUGCUAUGUGGCUAUCUGUUUCAGAAGACAUCUGCAAAAGCCAGUGCUUGAAUAAUUGUUCCUGUAUAGCUUAUUCGUAUUAUAGUGGCUUUGGUUGUAUGCAGUGGAGUGCAGACUUAAUUGACAUACAGGAAUUUUCCUAUGGUGGAGCUGAUCUUUACAUUCGCGUGGCAUAUUCAGAGAUUGAUAAAAAGAGAAACACAACAGUAGUUAUCACAAUUGCCGUGAUCAUAGGGUCAGUAUCAAUUGCAAUUAUCUGCAUCUAUCUUUCUUGGAGGUGGAUGGCUAAAUCAAGAGGGAGGAAGGCAAAAAGUGAGAAGUUACUAUUUAAAAGACGAAAAGUGAAUGCAGAUUUUUCAAAAGAAAGCACACUUGGAGAUCUGAACCAUGUUAAACUUGAAGACCUACCUCUAUUCAGUUACAUGGAACUGGAAAUUGCAACAAAUAAAUUUCAUGUGGCCAAUAAGCUCGGACAGGGUGGUUUUGGUCCUGUGUACAAGGGAAAAUUGCCAAAUGGACAAGAAAUAGCUGUGAAGAGGCUUUCAAAAUCCUCUGGACAAGGCAUGGAGGAGUUCAUGAAUGAGGUUGUGGUGAUUUCUCAGCUGCAGCAUCGCAAUCUUGUUAGACUUCUUGGUUGCUGUGUGGAAGAAGAAGAAAAGAUGUUGAUCUACGAAUACAUGCCAAAUAAAAGCUUGGAUGCAUUUCUCUUUGAUCCAAUCAAGCAAAAAUUCUUAGAUUGGAGAAAACGUGCUAACAUUGUUGAAGGGAUUGGUCGAGGCCUACUUUACCUUCACAGGGAUUCCAGAUUAAAGAUUAUUCAUAGGGAUUUAAAGACGAAUAAUGUUUUGUUGGAUGAAGAUCUAAAUCCAAAAAUUUCAGAUUUCGGCAUGGCAAAGAUUUUUGGAAGCAACCAAGACCAAGCCAACACUAGAAGGGUUGUUGGAACAUUCGGCUAUAUGGCCCCUGAAUAUGCAAUGCAAGGGAGAUUCUCGGAAAAAUCUGAUGUAUUUAGCUUUGGAGUAUUGUUAUUAGAGAUUGUAAGUGGGCAGAAAAACACUAGCUAUCACGAUGAAGAGUCUUUGAGUCUUCUAGGAUUUGCAUGGAAAUUGUGGAAUGAGGAUAAGAUUGAAUUGCUAAUAGAUCCAACAAUUUCUGAUUCGUCCUUUCAAGUGGAGAUCCUAAGAUACAUACAUGUAGGACUAUUGUGUGUCCAAGAUUUUGCCAAAGAUAGGCCAACUAUUUUUACUGUUCUGUCAAUGCUUGGUAGGGAAAUUGCAGAUCUUCCAACUCCAAAGCAACCUGCAUUUACUGAAAUUCAUGGUUUCUCAGAAAUAGGUUUUUCUCAACAGAGCGAAAGGAGAUGUUCUGCGAACAAUGUAACUAUUACAACCAUUAAUUGCCGUUAGCAUGCAAAUUCUUUUUUUUUUAUUUUUAUUUUAUUUUUAUUUUAUUUUAUCUUAAUAUAAUCCCUUAAGUACACUUUAAUUGAAUAUAAAUAAUAUAGUUAUGUACAUAAUGUUUCCAUCAA